GAGUUCCCAAGUGGAGGCCAGUCCGGGGCAGCUGCGACAGGAACGAUAAAUAAGGCGGGUAGCCGAAAACUACAGCUGAAGCAGCUGAACACCGAAGCUGCCAGUCGAAAACGCGCCAUUCGCCCCCUGUUCUACCGCCCCACGACCGCCGCCGGCACGGUCUAUGUGGAGGACAACAUGCCCGACCCGAUGACGCGGGAUGCGAAGGAGAUCUAUGCGUUGCACUUGCACUCCCUAACCCAGUUACCGCAGCGCCUCGAGAUGCUGACGCCGUGGAACUGCCUGCACAGCUUUGUGGAAGAGUUGAAGCUCCGGAUGCAUGUCUUGCCCCACAGUUUGCGCGACGAAAACAGUGCCGAAAGUUCCAGCACGAGCCCUUUCUUCACGCACAUUUUGCGGAAUUUGUUGGGUCUCUCCAGCGCGUUGCUCUACUUCCAAACCUACUCCCCGCAGUUCGGGGCCAGGCAGAACUGGCUCAGCAAUCAGAAGUUGGCGAACAUUCUUUGGAAGUACCUGUACCGAGAUGUGAUCGCCGGGGAUUUCAUUGAACUAGACAGCGACGAAGAUUUUUUGUCACCCGAAAACACUCUCCCACUUCGCGGAUCCUCGUUGGAAAAAGAACCCAAAGCUCCGAAGUUUUUGGUCCCGAAUUAUUCGGAAGAGGAGUUCGAGGAACUGCGAAAGGUGGUCAACAGGUACCUCGAUGGUACCACUUCAACUUCUGACGAGCAGGCUUGUUCAAAGAAGGAAAGAACGUCUUCUGCUGAGGAUAGAGGCAGCAGCGGUGUUUUGGCGGUGAAAGUAGAAAAUGGGAAGGAUGAGGAACAUCGUCCUGGUGCGGAUGUUAAUAACCUUCUUGACAGCAAGAAAACUCCCGAUGCCGGAAUAUUAAAUGGUCCCAAUGCAGCCAAAGACGUCAACAAAAAUAUUGACACGACGACAGAGGCGGGAGCCAGGAUACAGGAGUACCAAGCCAGAUUUGAUCGCGCCGAUAGUUCUGGCAACUCGAAUGCGGAUUUUCUUGCGGCUGCUGCGCAAAACCCUCCAGUACCACUACCCCUCGCCGAGAUGGCUCGGCGUCGCCAGCGUGAUAAUUCGCCGAGUUCCGUGAAAGCCAAUCGGGGCUCCAGCUUCGAGACGGAGAGGAACGCAUCAAGUACCCGAAACGACAAUAAAUACGACUCCGACGCCGGUGGCGACCUCGCAGCUGCACCAAGAAACGAAGAUGCGGCGUGGCUAAACACCACUUCUGCGUGGCUAGACACCACUUCUCUGCCGCCGGACGGCAUGUACCCACCGCCACCUCCGCCACCCGAAGCUCCUGGAAAUAAUAAAACCGGCACGACGCCCCCUCCGCAGUUGACAAAAACGCCCAUUGCGACGAUUGCGCUGAAGAAAAAUAUCUACGACAUUCUGGUCUGGUACCCGCGCGCGCUCGAGAAGCCGGAUGACUUGCGCACGUCCCGGAACAACCUGCUCAGCAGUUCUUUCACAGCGGCGGGCAGCGACGGCGUCCACAAUUUGCAGAAUCGCGCGCGCAACCGGUCCGGAAGUUACAGCUUUCAUUUGCGGAGCCGCAAAGGUUCCGCAAGCUCGAUUCGGGGGACGAACAAUCCUGCCGCAGGUGGCAUUGGCGCGCAGGCGGCGGCGCAGUACGAUCAGGCGGUGAGGGAGAAUAAUCAACAGCAGCAACCCAACCGAAGGCUCUCAGGGAGGAACGCGGUUGUACCCGAUCCAGAAACCGGCGCUCCCGCGACGAACAAUGGCGCCGCGCCCGGUUUCGGGUUGAGUGGACUUGGGCCCAGGGGCGGGUUUUUUGUCGCGACGCCCGGCGGGCCCGGGAGCCUUCCCGGCGGAGUGCCCGGAGGAAGUUCUUCAGAGGCGGGUAACAUUCACAACACCUCGAACGUCGAUCCCUGGAACUUGCAAAGCCACCUAUGCAUUGCAAAAGUAUCGUACUAGUAUAAAUCGCAAUACAAAUUUUUCCAGAAGGAAAAAUAAAUGGAAUUUGUAAUGCUGAUUUCGCUAAGAAACAAGAUUUGUCAUGCAUGCUUGCAAUUAGUACGAGCACGAUACUUUUGCACAGGAUACCACCUGUUUGACGACGAUUUCGACAUGGACCAACUCCAGCCCGAUCAUCUAUCCGAGGCCCACCUAUGGAUUGCAAAAAUGUCUGGGUCUGGAAGAAUGCGCGAUUUGUCAUGCAGCUUUUUCAUGACCCAUGAGGUCUGGAAUGCAGGACCUAGCAUGACAGAUUCUGCGCGAUCUCUCUCAUGCCUAUCCUGCAUGAGAAACUCCCUCCCGACUUGGUCAAAACUGGACGACUUUUGGUGAUCAUGCAACACAGAUUUUUGCAUGCUUCAGAUUUAGCAUGACAAGUUGCAUUCCUCCAGACCCAGACACUGCUACAUUUGAUACCACCGCGCCCACAGCGACGCCUUCUGGAAGCCCAUCCGCCUGGGGAGCGAGUUUUUCCAUUCCCUACCCCUCCGCGCGCAGCACUGGCUGCUGAUCGACAAGGCGAUGGAGGUGCUGAUGGUGCACUGCGACCUGAACCUGGGGACGAACUACCUCGCCGGCACCGGGAUCGGGUCCAGUUACAGCAGUGCCUACGAUCACUACCUGGAUUGCUUACCUGAAGACGUGCCGUUUGCUGGCCUCGGCGCGGCGGGUAGCGACUCGAAACACGACGUGCCCGAUAGCCGAGUGAUGAACACGAUGAAACUGUUUGCUGAGUUGGUAGAAAAAGCAAGCACAAGCGGGUUCAAGAACAGCAGCGAUUUGAGGGCGUUCUUACUGGAAAGAAUGAAAAAGGCUUGGAUAGUUGGGGGGAAUAUAACCGAAGCUGAGAAGGCCGCUGCUGGGCGGGAGGGAGUGAAAAGCGAAGAUAGUACUAAAGUGAAAGUAGCAGUAGAAGCAGACGAACAGAAAGCGGAACAUCUUCAGCAAGCGUCUUCUAGUAGUAGCAGCAGCUCAAGUAGUAGCGCAGCUGUGAAAGAAGACGUAGCCACAGUAUCCGCACCACCGCGGUCUUCACCAUCGAGAGAAGCAAUAGAAAACAGACAAGUUCCAAGAACGACCGUCAGCGAGAUCACGUUUGACACCUUUCACUCCGACCUGGUGCAGGGCAUGGGCGACGAUCGCCCGCUUACCUUGUUGGAAGUCGUAGCUGCGGACGAGCCCAAUGCGGGCGCGAAGGUUGCUCCUGGUGCGAAGGAAGGAAAAGGGAUGAAGGAGCCCAUUGACAAAAGAACUCGCACAGCAGCUUCUGCGCAAAAUAAACAGUACUACAUUUGCGGCGGGCUGAACAAAACCGACGUGAAGAGUAACAACACCGUCCCGAUGCAGUUGACCCGCAAGGCACUGCAGUACCUUUCGAAGUCCAUGUCGGUCUUUCUGACCGCGAGCGGCAGGGCAAAGACCGAGUCGGAAGAUGCGGCUCUGACCAUCGAUAGCAACGACGGGUUUUCCUGCUUGUUAGCACACCACUCCUUCGACUUGAAGCGGUUGCUGGUGUGGUUCCUGCAGUUCUACAACACUUUAUCGAUUUACAAGGGGCGGGAAAAAAAGAAGGUAGAAAAGGGACGAGGAGCGGGUGAGUCGAGUAACGGUUGUACUGGGCUGGGCAACGAUGAUGCAGCUAUGAACUACGACGGCGACGUCGAUCUUGCACAUUUUGAGCCACGACGGCCGAAGACAGCGGUACCGCUGGAACUCGAAGUUUCUCCCGACGAUUUGUUGGACCGGAAUAUAGAAGGAACUGGUGACCAAAAAACUGUCGCACACGUACCGACGACUGUGCAGUUGGAGACUGUGCCCUGGAAGACAAGGAUCGUCGCCGAGCCGCGAGCCUUGUCGAAGGAAGCACUAGACACCGCACAAUUAGGGGGACCACCUCCUCCAGUAGGAACUACUUCUUCUGCGCAAAUAUUAGGCGGAGGCUCGGCUUCCUCAUCUUCCUCCUCGUCUCAGCAUGUGCUUCCAGUAGUUCCAGUGAACCUGACCGGGCAAGAGUUCUUUUCGGGGCCCCUGUACACUGAAAACGGGCCGGUGCGGAUCGAAGCAGGAGCAGACCUUCGGCAAGGUCGUGGCUUCAAUGCUGGAGGAGACCUCGCAGGAACAUCAUCAUCAACUACAGGCCACCGCCCCGGCGCCGCUGGCGCCAGCAGCGCGAGCCCGGCCCACGCCACCGAUGAAUCGGAGGCCGGGAACUCCAUGGAAACGCCACAGCACAUGGAGGUGGACGAAAAUGCCCGGCCGGAAUACUACGAGGAGCUGCAGGAGAACGAGUUGCGGGGUAACGAGGAACUCCUCGAGGAAUACAAUAUGCAAUGCAAAAGUAUCUGUAUCGUACUACUACUACUAGUAGGAAUUGCAUGACAAUUUUUUCUAUAGGAGAAAAAUAAAAUUUCUCAUGCAGAUUCAGGUAAGCAAGCAUAAGCAAAAAUCUGUAAUGCUAUACGACUUUUGCAAUGCAUAUACAAGACCGACAAGCAAAAGGCCAAGGCAGAGCUUCUGCAGAAGCCGCGCUUCCUCGUCGAAACCCUGGAGACGCGAUUUUCAGAAAAGGACAAUCCGAUUUACAAGCUCAUGUUCAAACAGCACUGGCUGAAGCUUUUGCUAAAGCACCAGUUUGCGCAAAACUGGUCGCUGUUCGUCGACCGAUUAGCGAGGCAAGCAACGGUGGACCCAAUUCUGACGCCCGAGGCGUUUACCGCGCAAAUGGAGCACCCCGGAUUUGCGUCGAAGGAGGGAUUUUGCCACGACCCAGACGUGCACCCGGCCCCGAACGGCAUGCCCACGGCGGCGGUGCGGAAACUUUUUACCGCAUUUAAGGGGUGUCAGGCGGGGAAACAAGCAGCGAGGGAGGAGGAAGGGAAGCCAAAAGAAGCACAGCAGCAGGUGGAAAAUGAAACUAAGUCAAGUAAGAAUGAGAAAACCAAAUCUCCGGCGAAAGAUACGAAUCCUGACGGAGCUGCACCCGCUUGUUCAAGUGACCAGCCAGAGCAGAAAUCUUUUCUCGCACAAGGAGCCCCGGCUUUCUUCGCAGACGUAAACGAUCUUCGCGAGCUGGUUGACAUCGACUACGGCGAAGGGGAAACCUACGCAGCCGACGAGGGCUAUUGCGGCAAGCGGUUCUACGAGGAGCACGCGUUCCAGUCCCACAUCGCGCAAGUCACCGCCAUGUACUUCCAAAAGUGUCUGACCGAAGAUGGUGUUUCCGUGGAGGAGGCGGCACAGGAUUUCCUGCCGCAUGCUUGUGACGAGUCGAUUGUGUUCGUCGUGGAUAAAGACCAACUUGCAAAAUGUAGUACAACUAAAACGACUGGUGGAUCGGGAACUACUACAAGCACGGAACUACACCAGCAGGAGGACAACUGGCGCGCGUUUUUCCAGCUGCAGCGGGGGUUGUACCAGCAGAUUAUGAUCACGGAAGAGGAGUUUUUCGACUACUGUGUGGAAACCAUGACGGAUUUGCUGCAGUUCGCGGCCUGGACGUGGCACAGCGUCACCGGGGCUUUUGACACCCGAAACCGGACGAAGCUGGCCUUUCUAUCGGACAACCUCAGCGCGAGCUCCGCCGUGGACCGGUACAAGGGGUUGCUCGAGGUUUUCGGCAUGGAAUCCGACCCGGACAUGUGGCGGUUUGCGAUCCGGAAGUCGCACUUCUCGCAACACAAUCAGGUCGGCCAGGGCAAACUGGUCUUCGAGAGAAAUCGCGCGAAAGCGGAGCAGAGCUACGUCGAGUUGAUGCAGCGCAGCAUGCGGAAAACCAGACCGCAACUGGAUGAGGAAUUCGAGGAGAGAAGGAGAAGUCGAGACUUGAUUGGGACCAGGUCCCGUCUGACUAGCACCCUCGAGGAGCAGGAUCAACAGAACAGAAACGCAGGAGGAGGUGGAGCCUCCUCGUCCUCUUCAUCAGCACCAAAUAAAGCAGUUGAUCUCGUGGAAAUAAAUGCUGAAACGAAGACCACCAAAAAGCCCGGCGCCGACGAAAUAAAUACUACCGGAGAUAAUUCCACGAACCUCGUGCCGACGCCGAGCCCAAACGCUUCCACCAAUCCCUUUCUGCUUCCCGACCACAGGCGUGAGGGCUACAAAGAGCUUCUCAAGUACUACAUGAACACGGAGAACUCGAUUUUCGACGACACCUUCGGCUACCGCCCCCCGGGCCAGUUCUUUACGUAUUGGCAGGCCGCGACCACGCUGUUCGGCAACACGAGCGGAACAACAGCUGCGCAGUCCUGGUCUAACAUCAAUUUCGACGACUGCAACGUGGUACCACCCAACGCCUACAAGGAAAACUUGAUGCGCAUGGUGCCCCCGGCGCACAUGCUCAUUGCCAUUUACGAGCUGUUCGGGCAAACCCGGGGCGGGUACAACUGGCAGCGGUGUAACCUGGGCGGCCCGCCGCAGCUGCUGGAGCAGCUGGCCAUGGCAAACCGCCGCAAGUUCAUGGGCUGCAAAUUCCCCGAGAAAAUCAAGAAACUGCUCAUGUUGGGGCCCAAAUUCUCCCUGACGAACGUGCGCACCGUCGGGAGACUGGUGGAGAAAUUGCCGAAGUUGUUCCUGGACGGUGGGAGUGACAGCACAGCUUCUUCGUCCACCUUGUCGGGUGGCGGAACAGGAUCGGCGGCAGGACCAUCGUCCAUCUCUGGCGGCGCAGGAGGCAAUGCUUCCUCGAAUAAUUGUAGUACGGCAACCGACGAGAUGCGGGACUUUUACCGGGCCACGUACGCGAACUACCUUUGUGCGCAGGAGCUUUUCCAAUUCGACAAGCCGUCCAGGAUUUUUGAGGAGGACCGGGAGCGGAACCGGCGGAGAAACGAUCCGGAGCACACGAAGAUGCAGAAGGGGGCAGCGUGCCGGGAGCUGGUAAGACUAGUCGGUGGAAGCGCGGGCAAAGAAGCCGAGCUCCUCACAAAGCAGGAGGAGAUGAACAAAAUGAAUGCGGAUAUUAUGGACAGCGGCAGCAGAAACUCGCCUUCCCCGAAGCGGGCGUCUUCUCCCUCUGGUGCACUCGGAAAGAAGAUGAAAACCGCAUCACAGUUGUCCCAGGAAGGAACAAACAAUAAAGGGACACCAGCAGCAGCUACUAGCAGUAGUACAACUGCAACUUCGGGUAUUAAUCUUAAAAAGUUAGACGGCCCAGAGACCGCCAAAGCCAUCAGGAAUUUGGUCAUUUUCGGAAAGAAGCCAGCCGAUUUUGCGAAUGAGGAGAGGAAGAAGGGGAAUAAAGCCAAAACGAAACAGCCGAACAAGGAGAGUGCAGCGUUGUUGACUAUACCGAGCGAGGCGCCUACUGUGAGUCAUCAGCUCCAGCCCGCGUUGAUCGAGUUUAUCCCCCUACCGGAAUCCCUCUCCGGCCUCCUCGCGUACACGUGGGAGCACUACUGUUUUUUUGGCAACAAGAAGCCUUCCGAACCCGCGGUGUGUCUUCUGACCGGCCGCGUCAUCGGCAUGGCGCAGGACUGCAAGGGCUUUCCCCGCAACUACUUUGGCAUGUCGGUGGCGCACCGGCGGAGCAUGCAAAACAGCAAAAUCGGCGAGGCCACCGCCUACUCCGGGCCGGUCGGUGCCGGGCACGGGAUCUACCUGCUCCCCUACACGGCGAGCGUGUUGGUUACGUGCGAGAACGGGCUGUGCUACCUGUGGGACUACGCGUUUCCCUACAGCGACAUGUUCGGGGAGAACACCCAGCUACGCGGCGCGGGCCACCACUUGAAGCGGAUCCUGGAGAUGCGGCUGGACCGGCGGAAGUUGGACGCGCUGCGCCAGAUCUACACGUUCGGAGGGUGUCACCAGGAAAUCAUACGAGUGCAGAACCGGACCAUGAAAUACUUCCCGAACGCGCUCUGAAGAAGGAGACCUACAGUUGUACCUACUUGUUGCGUUUUUUUACUUACGGCCUCCCGUGUUGGUUCAUCUGGGUCUGACCGUGUGGGGCGUGGUUCCAGCAAUAUCAAGUGCAACAAACAAGAAGGAUACAACUACGCGUGCAGUGCAGUGUCGUUUGUCUCGGAAGAGCGAAAAAGCUGCAAAGCUGCAAAUCUGAAUUGUACGAAGACGCUCCAGGGAAUACAGGUACUUAUGAGCGGUUUUAGUCGACAAGCCUUUGACUGUUGUUUGAAGUUCUUGUACACCUAUGAAGAGAGCAAUUCAAAUUUGUUGUGUCUUUGAAUUAUCCCCAACAUUCCCAUUGAAACUCACACAGAUGAUCAAGGGCAAGGGGAUGUGGACAGGACUCAAGCUACAGCGAGUUUGUUGGGCUGAAGAUUACUUCCUACUUCGAAGGCUGUCGGGAUAAGCACGAGGCUCCGAGGAGAUUAUUUUCACGUCCGUCGCUUGAUGUUGAUCUUAUUUCAGCUUUGCAACAUAAGCCCUUGUUGGCCAGUUUUUCGACAGACACAAUGAAAACGCCACUGACCGACCGUGAGAAUGCGUAACAUAGUACAAUGAGCAUUCACUCAUCAGGCGACUUUUCCCAAAGAAACGUAAAAUGGCAUAUGUACCCGCAUCACACAUAGCCUGCCAUACAACAGGAACUCGCAUUUUAUCCUUGCUUUAGUUAUGAGUGGUCUGAGUUUUGCUGAUUUUGCUACGUCCUCAGAAAUUAUGAGCCGAACAUUAAAAAACGCACGAAGAAAUACGCGAGGAAGACUCAUCAACAUAAACGACUUUCAGUAAAGAAAACUGUCUACUACUCCUGUUUGACUUUGACACCAACCCUCUUUGCAGUGCUGGAAGGCGUUUUCUUGAGAAUUUAGGUUGCUUGACGUUCACUUUCAGCAUUCUCUUUU
This is a messenger RNA of Amoebophrya sp. A120, 8801 nucleotides long. Lineage: Eukaryota; Dinophyceae; Syndiniales; Amoebophryaceae. The record is from the annotation of a GenBank genome assembly.